This is a messenger RNA of Triticum urartu, 1497 nucleotides long. The record is from RefSeq and is a predicted model, not a curated record. Lineage: Eukaryota; Viridiplantae; Streptophyta; Magnoliopsida; Poales; Poaceae.
AUGGGCGACGUUCGAGUCGUGUCUCGGCGCAUGGUACGGCCUUAACCGAUGGCCUCCCACCUGACGCCGUGGGAUCUCCGGAGCAUCGCCGUGGAGUACAUCCAGAAGGGCAUCCUCCUGCCCAAGCCUCCCGCCACCGGCAGACAGGGACGCCACGACGUCGACGUCGAGCGUCUCGCUUCUUCCUUCGCGCGCGCCCUGGGCCGCUUCUACCCCUAUGCCGGGCGCCUCGCUGUAGCGCCGGCUAGAGAGGACAGGGCGUCGCCUGAGAGCCUCGCCAUUUCGCUCCGCUGCAGCGGCGAGGGCACCGAGUUCGUCCACGCCGUGGCGCCCGGCGUCGCCGUCGCGGAUGUCACCGCCUCGCUGCUUAUUCCGCGGGUGGUCUGGUCCUUCUUCCCGCUCAACGGGCUGCUCGGCGCGGACGCCAUUGCCGAAUCGCGCCCGGUCCUCGCCGCGCAGGUCACCGAGCUCGCCGACGGCGUCUUCAUCGCCAUGUGGAUGAACCACAGCGUCGCCGACGGGACGACCUUCUGGCAGUUCUUCAACACCUGGUCCGAGCUAACCCGCCUCGGCUUGAGUGACGGGGACGCCGCCGCUGGCAACGAUGCUAUGAUGUCCACGCCGUUGCCCGUGUUCGACAAUUGGUUCCUCGAGGGCUGCACCAUCCCCAUCCCUCUACCCUUCGGCAAGCUGAAGGACGUCGUCGGCAGGGCCGGUCCUGAGAUUUCAGGGGCCCUGGGCGAAAUUAUAAUUGGAAGGCCGGCCCUGGUCGUCGGCCAACGUUUAGAUCUGUUCCCGCCGGUGCAGAAAUGCUUCCUCCAUUUUUCCACGGCGACCUUGAAGAAGCUCAAAGCAAAGGCGAAAGCCGAGAUCUCCGGCACCACCACCACCACCACCAUCUCCUCGCUGCAGGUCCUGCUCGCGCACCUGUGGCGCGCCGUGUGCCGCGCCCGGUGGCUCGCGUCGGAGCAGGAGACGGCGUACAUCGUCUACGUCGGAUGUCGGGGCCGCGUUGGCGGCAUACCAGCAUCCUACGCGGGCAACGCGCUGGCGCACGUCGCCGCUAAAUCCUCCGCCGGCGAGAUCCUGGGCAACGGCCUGGGCUGGGCGGCAUGGCAGCUGAACCGGGCCGUGGCGUUGUUUGACGAGGCCAGCGCGAGGGACAAGCUCGCGUCAUGGCCCCAGGACCCCAGCUUCGCGCACCUGCCCGAGCUCGUGGCUCUCGCUCCGAAGACGUUGUUGACGGGGAGCUCGCCGCGGUUCGACGUGUACGGGAACGACUUCGGGUGGAGCGCGCCGCUGGCCGUCCGGAGCGGCGCGGGGAACAAGGUGGACGGGAAGGCGACGGUGUACGAGGGGCGAGGCCGCGGAGGGAGCAUGGCGCUGGAGGUGUGCCUCGCUCCGGAGGCGCUCACCAGGCUCGUCGCCGACGAGGAGUUCAUGGCCUCAGUGGGUGUAACCAGUACCGACGAUGAAUAAUAAUCAUAAUCGUGUCUC